AUGCCUGUCAUACCAGUACGAUAUGAAAGUCUGAAGGCGAUUCUGCCUUACAUGGAACCAAAUACAAGAUUCCAAAUCUCUCUGCGCAUCCCAUCAGUCAGCUCCCUUGAGAGCCGUAUUCCACUGAAAAUUGAGAAUUUGGCGUUUACGGGGUUAGAGACUAAAGUUAAUGAGGUCUCCUACCAAGUUCGUGUUAACCGUGAUUACGGUCGCAACGAAACUCCUUCCGAUGUUCACCGUAUGAAUCAAAGGGGAGGUUCUAACGAUGACAUUGAUCAAUAUGGAGUCAUUAUAUUUCCCGGAUUGGACCACGUACUUCCAGGAGAUAUCGAUUUGAGAAAUAGAGUUCACCGAGAUAUUCCGGAAAAUACGGAGGGGCAGGCACAACAUCUAGUCAACGUACUUUCAGGAGAUAUCGAUUUGAGAACAACAGUCCAACGAGAUCAUUGGUUCAAUACGGAAGAAUCGGAACAAACUGUAGUUCAACAACUGAGAGUUUUUAAAAUGUUGCUAGCUGAACGGUUGAAUCAGGAAUAUAUAGAAGACGACGAAACCCGGAAUGCAGUUGUUGGUGGUGCUUGGAAUGCUUUGGUAGAGACAUAUCGAAUAAUGACAUUAAACUAUUCUGUAGAAACUAUUCAAAACAGGAUUCAAUCACUUCGGGACUCGCUUCGUCCGUUCAACAAUCGUCGGGACAAUAGGAUUCCACCGUCUACUGCCUGGAUUCAAUUUACUACACGCUCUCCAAAAGGAAUCACAAUCCAACGUGUUGCAUACAAUAAGUAUCUUUAUGAAGCAAGAAAGACGGUGCACACGAAACUGUUUGGAAAUCGUGGUUCGAGUAUAUCAGUGAAGAAUCUGAACAUUAUCCAUCACGAUCGAAUUCUCCGUUUUCCCGCCGCAACUAUUUUCAAAAUCGAAAAUUUAGAAGUUACAAACUGGAAUUCACGUGAAUUCGAACGGUUCAAGCAAGUCAUUCAUCCAUCAUCUCUUCCAAUUCGGCGACUGAAAGUUUCAAGUAGUGUUUUCACUGCAGAUUUUCAACACGCAAUUGCGAGAGAGGCAAAAUAUUUGAUUAUCGAUAAUGCAUUUGCCAAUGCAUUUGCUUCAUGGACACCAAUCCUUCUGAAUCUGACCAACCGAAGAGUGUGUUUGAAGAAUGAGAACACACUGAAUUCACCAAAUAAUUAUAUGGAUUUAAUUGAGAAUUGGCUGCAACAAGGGCGUCCAGUUGGGACCUGUUUCCAUAUGGGAAUCAAAAACGAGGAGACCGUGAAGCAAUGUUUGGACACUUUGAAACAGAGACAAGAAGUUAUUGGAUCUUCUGAAAAACAAGUUCAACUCCGUAUCAAUGCUGCAUUGAUGCUCGAAGUUUCUUAUGAAAUGAUUGAGCAACCUGGGAGAUUACUAAGAGAUGACCAAGGGAAGUGGUGGCUGAGACUAAGAGUUGUUCGUAGAAGAUAUGAUUAA
Messenger RNA from Caenorhabditis remanei, 1470 nucleotides. RefSeq lists its product as uncharacterized. The record is from RefSeq and is a predicted model, not a curated record. The coding region runs from base 1 to 1470 and encodes 489 amino acids. Lineage: Eukaryota; Metazoa; Nematoda; Chromadorea; Rhabditida; Rhabditidae. The transcript has 3 exons.